This is a messenger RNA of Acanthocheilonema viteae, 1794 nucleotides long. Lineage: Eukaryota; Metazoa; Nematoda; Chromadorea; Rhabditida; Onchocercidae. The record is from the annotation of a GenBank genome assembly.
AUGCGACGACAUUGGUGGUUAUGUUUUGUGCUGACUGGAUUGUUACUAGUAGCAUGUGUGGCGCAUGAUGAGAGUGAUAAUGGUGAUAAUAACUUUGAUGAGAAGAAUGUACUUGAUGAGGAAGAAAGAAGCGCAAAACUUGAAUACAUACCACCGCCAUUUCAAACACCAGUGGUUUCCGGUUCACCUCUCUUGGUAGAUUGGUUCUCGAAUCGUAAUGCAAUUGGUAAAAAGUGGUUCCUAUCAAAGGGUAAAAAGGAUAAUGUAGAAGAUUCGAUAGCCAAAUUCAAUGGUCAGUGGGAAAUAGACACUCCUUCAACAGUUGUAAUCGACAAUGAUUUCGGGUUAAUUGUAAGGACCAAAGCACGACACCAUGCGAUUGCUGCAAAAUUCGAUCAUCCAUUCAAAUUUGAUGGCAAACCUUUAGUUGUACAGUAUGAAGUAAAAUAUGAAGAGGGGCAAGAAUGUGGUGGUGGGUACGUAAAAUUGUUAACAGAAGGUAUAGAGAUGCUGGAAGAAUUUACAGAUAAAACACCAUAUACGAUAUUGUUUGGACCUGAUAAAUGUGGUGCCAAAUCUAAUAUUUUAUUCAUUGUUCGCUUCAAAAAUCCCAAAAACGGCACUAUUUCCGAACACCAUGCGAAACAACCAUCUAAGUCAGUUUCAACAUAUUUUGACGAUCACAAAACCCAUUUAUACACUCUGAUUGUUCGCCCAGAUGAAACAUUUACUGUGCUGAUUGAUGAAAGUAAAAUUAUGUCUGGUAGUUUAAUUACCGAUCUCGAACCGUCGAUUACUCCGCCAGCUAUAAUUGAUGACCCAACAGAUAAAAAACCUGAGACUUGGGAUGAACGCGAAAAAAUUGAUGAUCCAGAUGCUAAAAAACCUGAUGACUGGGACGAAAAUGCUCCUCGAAAAAUUGAAGAUGAGAAUGCUAUAAUGCCCGAUGAUUGGCUUGAAGAAGAGGAAGCUUUAAUUCCUGAUCCAGAGGCAAAGAAACCAUCUGAUUGGGACGAUAGCAUGGAUGGUGAAUGGGAAGCACCGAAAAUUGAUAACCCAAAGUGUAAAGAUCGGAGUGGUUGUGGUAAGUGGACAAAACCAAUGAUCGAUAAUCCAAAUUACAAAGGAAAGUGGAAGCCGCCACGCAUUUCAAAUCCUAAUUAUAAUGGGAAGUGGAAGCCAAAACAAAUCGAGAAUCCGAAUUAUUUCGAACCUCAUCCAUACUCUCAGCUACAACCUGUUACAGCACUUGGAAUUGAACUCUGGACGAUGAGUGCAAACAUCAUCUUUGAUAACAUUUAUGUUGGAGAUGACGAAAAUUCGGCUUCCAAUUUCGCCAAGCAAACUUUCAGAGUCAAACUUGCUCAGGAGGCUGCUUACGAAAGUGCAUUUUCUUCUGAUCAAGGAAUACUUAGUAAACUCGUGUCAGCGACUGAAGAACGGCCAUGGUUAUGGGUUAUUUAUGUAUUAUCCAUUCUUAUACCAGUGAUCAUCAUAGCUGUUAUUUGCUUCGGACGCAAAAGUCACCCUAUUACACAGGAUUAUAAAAAAACUGAUGAACCGCAUCCUGAUGAUGAAGUGCCAGACCUUGUUGGUGACGAUGAUGAAUCUAUGGAGCGCAGUUCACAGGAACCGGAAACACAUGAUGAUAAUGCGAAGGAAAAGAAACGGACUCCCUCUCAAUCACCAAAUCGUUCUCACAUGGAAAAGGAAGCGUCAUCUAGUGAGGAAAUGAGAAAUGAAGAUCGCAAUUCCCCGAAAGUGAGGCGUGUGCGUCAAAGGAAACAGGAUUAG